AUUGCUGGAUGUGAUUAGUUGGCUAGAUAGGAAGCCUUUGAUAAUCCUGUGCACAUUUUUUGAUAUGGUUACAGAGUAACUUAAGUUUGCUCGUAUAGUCGAGUCGACAAACACGUAUUCGACAAGAAAAGACGUACAUUGUGCUCCCACCUAAAAUACGCCGCCUUCUACUGUAUCCUCCACCUCGAACAUCGUCUUCGCCCGCGCAAGCACGCGGCCUUCCAGAAGCUUCUAGAAGACCCGCCGCCCGCCAUGUGCGGGAUCUUCGCCUACCUCAACUACUGUGCGCCGCGGGAUCGACGGUAUGUCCUCGAGGUCCUCCUCAACGGCCUCCGCCGCCUGGAGUACCGAGGCUACGACUCCUCCGGCAUAGCCCUCGACACGGACCUCCCGCCGCCUGGUUCCGCGGCGGCGUACGCGGGGGCGCCGCCACUUGUGUUCCGCCAGGAGGGAAAGAUCGAUAACCUCGUGCGAUCCGUCUACUCCGAGGUUGAUGAGAAGGGUGUGAACCUAGACGCCACAUUUCCCAUUCACGCUGGAAUUGCUCACACCAGGUGGGCUACGCACGGCGUGCCUGCCCCAAAGAACAGCCACCCCCAAUCCUCUGGGGCCGGUGAUGAGUUCUUGGUCGUCCACAAUGGAAUUAUCACAAACUAUGAGAUUCUGAAAGAGACACUGAUUCGACACGGGUUCACCUUUGAGUCUGAUACCGACACAGAAGUCAUCCCUAAGCUAGCAAAGUUUGUUUUUGACCAGGCUUGUGAUGGCGAAGGUGAUAUGACAUUUAGCCAAGUUGUUAUGGAAGUCAUGAGGCAGCUUGAAGGAGCCUAUGCACUUAUCUUUAAAAGUCCACACUAUCCCAAUGAGCUGAUUGCAUGCAAACGAGGCAGCACGCUGAUACUUGGUGUCAAUGAAGUAAGUGAUCAAAACAGCGCGAAGUCAUUUCAGAAUGUCAAAUCCCUGACAACAAAUGGAAACCCCAGGGAGUUCUUCUUCUCCAGUGAUUUAUGUGCUAUUGUAGAGCACACCAAGAAUUAUUUGGCUAUUGAAGACAAUGAAAUUAUUCAUAUUAAGGAUGGUAGUGUGUCUAUCCUUAAGUUUGACAAGGAAAAAGAGAAGCCAGCAUCUGUGCAACGAGCAUUGUCUGUUCUGGAGAUGGAAGUCGAGCAAAUAAAGAAAGGAAGCUAUGACCACUUCAUGCAAAAAGAAAUCCAUGAACAGCCACAUUCACUGACAACAACAAUGAGAGGUAGACUAAAGGAUAGUGGAGUUGUUUUAGGCGGACUAAAGGAACACCUCAAAACACUUAGACGCAGUAGAAGAGUAAUCUUUAUUGGCUGUGGUACUAGUUAUAACGCUGCCUUAGCUGCACGGCCUUUUGUAGAAGAACUUACCGGUAUUCCUGUGACAAUGGAGGUUGCAAGUGACUUGCUGGACAGACAAGGCCCCAUCUACAGAGAGAACACUGCAGUUUUUGUGAGCCAGUCAGGGGAGACAGCAGACACCCUCCUAGCUCUUGAGUAUGCACUAGAAAAGGGAGCACUUUGUGUUGGUGUUACAAAUACAGUGGGGAGCACACUGUCAAGAAAAACACAUUGUGGAAUUCAUAUCAAUGCUGGUUGCGAGAUUGGUGUUGCCAGCACCAAGGCUUAUACAAGUCAAAUAGUAGUCAUGGCGAUGAUAGCCUUGGCUAUUGGAUCUGAUCAGUUAUCCACUCAACCUAGAAGGGAGUCUAUAAUCACUGGUCUUUCAAGUCUUCCAAGCCAUGUCAGUGAAGAUGCUGAAAUGAAGGAUCUCGCAUCUUCACUAAUCGACUCAGAGUCACUCCUUGUGUUUGGAAGAGGUUAUAACUAUGCCACUGCCUUAGAGGGUGCUCUCAAAGUGAAGGAGGUCGCACUGAUGCACAGCGAAGGCAUGCUUGCUGGCGAGAUGAAGCACGGGCCACUAGCACUGGUGGAUGAAAAUCUUCCCAUCAUCGUCAUCGCGACACGCGACUCGUGCUUCAGCAAGCAGAAGUCGGUGAUUCAGCAGCUCCUUUCUCGCAAGGGGCGUCUGAUCAUAAUGUGCUCCGAAGGUGACAUCUCCGCCGUUGGUCCUAGUGCAUCCUGCAGGGUAAUUCAAGUUCCAGAGGUCGCUGAUUGUCUACAGCCAGUGAUCAACAUAAUUCCGUUGCAGUUGCUCGCAUACCACCUUACUGUUCUCCGUGGAUUCGAUGUCGACCAGCCAAGGAAUCUGGCCAAGAGUGUGACUACACAGUAAGCAUACCAGACGCCUGUGCUCGUGCGCACGCACACACACAUACAAAGUAAACGAAAUCAUACUUAUUUUAGAGAAAAGUAAGUAAAGAAAGCAAGUGUUUGCCUCCGGGUUGUGUCGACAUUGUACUGUAGCGUAAUUAAUUUACUAGUAGAUGAUGAUUAAGCAAAGAUGCCUGAGGUGGUUACCAUUGCA
Molecule: messenger RNA, 2451 nt
Organism: Triticum aestivum (bread wheat)
Lineage: Eukaryota; Viridiplantae; Streptophyta; Magnoliopsida; Poales; Poaceae
Product: glutamine--fructose-6-phosphate aminotransferase [isomerizing] 2
Exons: 11
Coding region: 253-2259 (668 amino acids)
Biological process (GO): fructose 6-phosphate metabolic process; UDP-N-acetylglucosamine metabolic process; protein N-linked glycosylation
Molecular function (GO): carbohydrate derivative binding; L-glutamine:D-fructose-6-phosphate transaminase (isomerizing) activity
Source: RefSeq, a predicted model, not a curated record